CACCAAUGUACAUAUAUAUUAUAACAAAUACUAUGUACUACAAGCUCAGUUCCAAAGCAGAGGACAAGUACGAAGAGCCACUUCUGUUUCUUUCAAAAUUAAGCAAGCAUGAAGCAAAAAAUGGUUAUAAAGUUGCAAAUGGACUGCGAUAAAUGCAGAAACAAAGCUCUCAAGACUGCUGCUGAGGUCCAAGGUGUAACUUCAGUAUCAUUGGAAGGAAAUGACAAGGAUAGUAUAUGUGUGAUCGGUGAUGAUGUGGACACAAUUUGUUUAGCAAACCAGCUAAAGAAAAAGUUCAAUAGUGUCACCAUACUUAGUGUGGAAGAGGUGAAAAAGAAAUCAGAUGCAGACAAGAAAAAGGAAGAAGAAAAGAAAAAAGAGGAAGAAAAGAAAAAGAUGAUAGAAGCAUGUCGAAGUGUUUUGCAGGGUACUUGCAUCAAGUGUCAUGACAUGACUUGUAAUGGAAAAUGUGAUAAAUGUCCAAAAUGUGAAAGUCUAAAGUGUGAUGGAAAACAUUGUGUGACAAUUUGCUUUAAAUGUGAAGAUUCAAAGUGUGAUGGUAAGUGUAAGGCUAAUUGUUGCAAUUGUGACAACAAGAAGUGUGAUGGUUGUACACUUCCUGCACCUCCUAAGAAGCCUCCUACACCUCCUGAGAAGCCUCCUACACCACCGAUCCAACAAUGUCCUCAAUGGUGCACAUGCCCUAAAUGUUAUGCUCCAUAUCGACCGUAUCCACCUUGUUAUAACCCUUAUCCACCUUAUUGUAAGGUUGUUUAUGAACAAAACCCCGAGACUUGCUCCAUCAUGUGAUAUCAUACCUACAGAUGAGGAUUCCAUCCACCCGCUAUUGAUUUCAACAUCAGAACUUAUAGAUCUAUAAAGAUAAAUUUUACCUUUUAGAUUCAACAAUUUGCACCGUCGCUCCAUGAUGUAGCGGGGUAUAAGUGAUCCUUAUACCAUUUCCACGAGUAGGGACUAUGCCUUAAGUAUUCAUUAAUCUUUGCAUGAGAAAAAACAAGUAAAUUAGUGACAAAUUUUGAUUGGAAAAAAUGUGAAAAAUUCAUCUAUCUGAUUCUGUCCUUAAAUUUAAUGACUAAUGAAUUAGCGAUGAAUUUUUUUUUCUAUCACUAAUUUUGGUUACUAAUUUAAUUGAUCUCAAUUUUAAGCCCCAAGUUAACAAUUAAGAAUGGGGUUUUAUUUGGUUUGUUUGUAUUCAUUAUUAUCAUGUAAUGUAAUUCUUCUAAACUUGCUUUAUUUUUCCC
Messenger RNA from Medicago truncatula (barrel medic), 1262 nucleotides. RefSeq lists its product as uncharacterized. Bases 109 to 810 code for a protein of 233 amino acids. The record is from RefSeq and is a predicted model, not a curated record. Lineage: Eukaryota; Viridiplantae; Streptophyta; Magnoliopsida; Fabales; Fabaceae. The transcript has 3 exons. Gene Ontology annotation, molecular function: metal ion binding.